AUGGUUGGAAUAGGGAAUGCAGAGCUGGAAAAUGCCGCCUCACCAAGUGCGCCUGAAGGGGUGUGGGCUGUGACAGAGCAACAAGCUCCCCUCGAGAGGGUCCCGUUUCAGGAGUCUGCGCCCUAUAAGGGCUGCGCUUCCGGUGGCCGGGUAGUCACGCGCGGCGGCCACGUCAGCGCUGGUAAAAGCGAUGACGCGGCGGGGGAAGGGGGGGAUGUGGCCACUUUGCCCUUUGCCAUGGCUGCAGAUAUCACCCUACUGCUGAGGCCUAGGCUGGUGGGGCUCUGCUCCAAACUGGUCUGCUACUUCAGUAACUGCCUCCAGUACAGAGAGGGGGCUGCUUGCUUCUUACCCGAGGAUGUGGACCCCAGUCCAUGCACCCACCUCAUCCAUGCCUUUCCUGGCAUGGACGGUCACCAACUUAGCUCCAUAGAGUGGAAUGAGGAGACACUCUACAAAGAAUUCCAUGGCUUGCAGAAGAUGAAUCCCAAGCUGAAGACACUGCUGGCCUUUGGGGGCUGGAGCUUUGGCACUCAGAAGUGAACAGACAUGGUAGCUACAGUCAACAACUGACAGAUCUUUGUCGACUCAGCCGUCAGGUUUCUGCACAAAUAUGAUUUCGAUGGCCUUGACCUUGACUGGGAGUACCCAGGAAGUUGAGGGAGCCCCCCCUCAGAUAAGCAGCCCUUCACAGCCCUGGUGCAGGACCUGGUCUGUGCCUUUCAGCAGGAAGCCCAGACCUCAAGGAAAGCAUGCCUCCUGCUGAGCUCAGUGAUUCCAGCAGGACGACACUGCAAAGAAGCUGGACAUGAAGUGGACAAAAUUGCUCUAAGUCUCAGGAACCUGGAUUCCCACAGACUGAUGGCCCAUGACCUCCAUGGCUCUUGGGAGAAGGCUCCAGGGCACGACAGCUCUCUCCCUAAGAGGCGGGAAGAGAGAUGGAUACAUAUCCCUGGUGGCUCAGACUGCAAAGCAUCUGCAGUUUGGACAUUGGACACAGAUGAUUUUGCUGGUUUCUUCUGUAACCAGAGCUGGUAUCCCCUCAUCAAGACAUUGCGGUUGGACUUGAGUCUUCCAUAUAUGCCUUUAGACCCCCCAGAGCCUGAUGUUCCUGCACUACGUCAGCCCUCUGAACCUGGGCACGGUUCCAGCCUUGGACAAGAUGCUUCAUGCCAGGGCAAAGCUGAUGGGCUUCACCCCAACCUUCUGGACUGGUUCAGUUACUACAGUUGUAUAGGGGUGGUUGUUCCAGCAAAGCAACCCGAGGAGCCUGUGUUCAGCUCCUCUUGCAAACUCUGCACCUGGAGUUGA
Cervus elaphus (red deer) is the source of this 1311-nucleotide messenger RNA. RefSeq names its product chitinase 1 (gene CHIT1). Gene Ontology annotation, biological process: carbohydrate metabolic process; chitin catabolic process. Gene Ontology annotation, cellular component: extracellular region. The record is from RefSeq and is a predicted model, not a curated record. NCBI's taxonomy places the organism in Eukaryota, Metazoa, Chordata, Mammalia, Artiodactyla, Cervidae. The transcript is spliced from 10 exons. Gene Ontology annotation, molecular function: chitin binding; chitinase activity.